AUGGAUCCUGAAGAAGUUGUGAAACUUUGCUGGAAAAAACAAUUGUUCGAGGAAGGAUUAUUCUACGAGGGCAGUGAAGAACUCGAGUUCGAUGUGUUGAAGAAGCUCGAAAAGCGGAAAGCCGAGGAGCUCGGUUUUACCCUCUCAUCAAUAGAAAAACUCGGCCUUUUGUCCAAGGCCGAGGAGCUCGGCCUCUUGAGCCUGCUCAAGAAUUCUGUCGGAUUCUCUCCCUCAGCCUUGGCCUCGAUGGCUCUGUCGGUUCUGGUGGCGGCUGUGGCUGUGGUCGUGUUAGUUCCCGACGACUCGGUGGUGCUUGUGGCGGCUCAGGCAGUGGUUGCCGGAUCUCGGGCUGUUUGUUUGUGGGGUCCAUCAUGCUCGAUGGGCUACAAAUCUGUCAAGAACCAGUUUCUUGAGCAAGAAACUUGUUUCUUAUUUCUUGAGCUCUGA
Molecule: messenger RNA, 447 nt
Organism: Striga asiatica
Lineage: Eukaryota; Viridiplantae; Streptophyta; Magnoliopsida; Lamiales; Orobanchaceae
Source: the annotation of a GenBank genome assembly